Molecule: messenger RNA, 6199 nt
Organism: Cinara cedri
Lineage: Eukaryota; Metazoa; Arthropoda; Insecta; Hemiptera; Aphididae
Source: the annotation of a GenBank genome assembly
GUUUAUUUGAAGUAGGCAGGUACUGAUAAGAACCGUUUAUCUUAUUAGUGAUAUAAUCCGUUUUGUUUUACUAUCUGGUCAAUAGUCGCGUUUUAUGCGCACUGUUAUCUUGCUGAUAUGCCUAUAAAAUGUCAUAAUUUUUUGGAGUUUAUAGUACUUAUGAUAUAUUAUCUCAUGAUAGUACUCAUAUAAUGUAGAUUACGUACCUACAAUAUAUUAUAAAGUAAACACUAUACUAAAUUGCUGUGAAAAUGUUGACAUCAUACAUUUAAUAAUUAGGCAUUUAAAUGUAAUAUUUAUUGCGUUCACACUAUAUAUUUUUUUUGAAAAUAGUGAUCUCUACAAAGCUAAUGUCUGCAAAAUAUUUUAUUUGAACAUCCAUAUGUUCUUGCAUUUUUAAUUUAAUCUAUACAUAUAAUAAAUUAUGAUUUCGUGCAGUAUUGAAUCAAAAUUCCUGGCUUUGGUAUUUAUUAUUAAUAUUGGUCACUCGCAAGAGUUCAAAGGGUUUGAUGACACGAUUUUGUACAAAAUAAAUUGGCCAGGUAAAGAGGUAGCUGAAAGAUUAGGGAAGGUAAGUUAAACACAAUGAAAAGUUUAAAGUAAUAUGUAUUUAAAUUAUUUACAAUUACAUGGCUGCAUAAUAUUAAACAGUAAAAUCACAAUUACUAAACUUAUAGCUUGGAGGGUUCUGUAUUUAGUCUAAAAAUUGUACAUUUUAUAAAAGUUUGAGAGCAAAAAGAAAUUGUUGAGUUGCCUAAUCAAUUUAUGUUACAAAAUGAACAAUGUUAUUUUUUGUUAUAAAGUAGAAUAAUUAUAGUAACAUAUAAAUUUAACUUCUCAUAUCUUUUAUGUGGUAGGUUAUUACUUUUGGGUAAUAAAAAUUAAUACUUAAAAGUGAAAUUAUAUUAAUAUUGUUGUCUAGCUUUUAAAGUAACCUAAGUAAAUAUAUUCAUUGUACCUAAGAAAAAUAUCUUAAAUUUCUUACUUUAUGUAUCGGUAAUACUAAUUAUUUCAGUUUUAUGGUCAAAAAAACAUGUAUUAAUUUUAAUAUAUUUAACUAUUUAAGAAAUUGAAUGAUAUUUUUAUAUUUCUCUAAGAUUUUACUUUAAUUUAUUAUUGAUUCAUCAGGAACCCAAUGAAAAUACUUUGACUGUGAAAACAGCUAUUGGUGAAUCAUAUCGGUGUUUUCUACCUGACCAAGAUGAAGUGAAUAAAGAAUCCGAUUCAUCAUAUAUUGGACCUAGUCCAUUAGAACUAUUAUCACCAUUAUUCUCAAAACAAGCUUGUUCUUACAGAGUAAAUAUAUUAUAUAUUCAGCAUUAUAAAUACUUUAUUUGCUAUAGUUUAUGUCUACAUAUAUUGAAAUAGGUCGAUACUUAUUGGAUUUAUGAAGUAUGCCAUUACCGAUAUGUUAGACAAUAUCAUAACGAACGUGAAGGAAAAACACAGAAGGAGCAAGAGUAUUAUUUGGGUAGAUGGCAGGUUUUUGAAGGUUUCAAAUUAGGUAAAGUAACCAAAUUAAUAACAACUAAUGAAUAUUCAUUAGAGAUAUACCUACUAAUAAAAAUGUAACCAAAUUUUUUGUAUUGAAAUUUGCAAUAAAGUAGUGUUCACAUCCUUGUACAAAAUUUGUCUUUGUUUUUUGUUUAUGAUUUUAUUUGUAGAGGAAGAACUGAAAAGAUUGGCAAGUUUAAAUUAUCCUGGACCUACAAAAACAAGGAAAGUCGAUGGUGUUAAUUUACCAUAUUUUGAAAUGAACAUGUCUGAUGGCACAGUUUGUGAUCUCAAUGGCCGUCCACGACAAACAAAUGUGUUGUAUGUUUGUUAUCCUCAAAGUAAACAUAAUGUGUAUUCUGUAAAAGAAACCUCUACUUGUCAAUAUGAAGUUAUCAUUUUAACAUCAUUUUUAUGUACUCAUCCUUGGUACAAGUGAGUAUUAGAAUUUUAAAAUAUUAUUAAUUAAAAAUUAACUUCAUAAAAUAAAUGGUUUUUUGAAUAAUUAUUAAAUUUUAAUUUUGUAGACCACCAAAUAGUGAUGAAUUAAACAUUGACUGUCUUUCAGUGGACAAUUCACCACGCAAACCUCAUAACUUAAAAGUCCUUCAAUCUGAUACUUCUAAAUUGAAGAAGCAAAUAAAAAUGCUCACAGUAAGUUUAAGUAAUUAACAGUAAUUAUUGCAGUAAUGAACUAGCAAUAAAUACAGUUUGUUUACUAAUAAGAUAUUUUUUUUUUUUAUUUUUGAAAAAGUUCUUUAAUUUUUGUUUUAUGAUUAAUGAAGGACCCUCUCAAUAAAAAGGAAAACUUCAUACUAGCUGUUUCAAUAGAUAAGGUUUAUUUUUUUUUUUUUCAUUAUUUUUAUUAUUUUUAUUUUUGCUUGUUUUUUUCAUCUAGACUGUUGUAAUAUUAUAAAAAAAAAUGUAUUUCUUGUACAUUUAUAUAUUUUUUUUUUUUGAAGAAUGGAGAAACUAAAAUACAGGUUAAAAUACAACCAUCUGCAGAAACAGAACAAAUUGCGCCAAAAGAAAAGUCUUUAAUAAUGCAUGCUAAAACACCAAAUAUUGAAAUUAAUGAAAUUAAUGAAUUUGUGUUUGGAGAUGUAUGUUUACAUGGAGUGAGUAUUUUAAGAAAAUAUAUUUUAAUGAAUAUUAUGAUUUGUAUUUAAUAAUAUAUUUUUACUAUAGGGUUCUGGUUGGUGGACAUAUGAAAUAUGUUAUAAUGAUUACAUACAACAAGUGCAUAGAGAAAAGGGAAAACCCGAUGAAAUUGUUACUUUGGGCUUGUUUAAUAAACAAGACCAUAUUAAUUGGUUAAAUGAAAACGAAGAAAAAAAACCAAAGUUUGAUGCAAAAGGUACGAGAAAUGUUUUAUUUCAUUUUUACUCUUCUGGAUCUGUUUGUCAAAAAACCGGAGAAAAACGAGUGACUGAGGUAAACAUUAUAUUACUUAUUAUAACUAAUUAAUGAUAUAUUGGUCUACAGGGUUGCUACGCUAUUUAGGAAACAUGAAAAUUUCAGGUAAUUUAGAAUUUGUCAUGGAAAUAAUAAAAACAAAAAUUAUAUAUAUAUAUAUGUAUUUGAGUGGUCCUUAUUUAUGAGGAAAAAAAAAUUCAUAUUUCUGUCGGGACGCCUCUCAAUAUUUUUGAGAAGCAUAUAAAAAUGUCUACAAAGUUUGGCCAUAAUAAGUGAAUUCUAAGAUGCAGCAAAAGGGUUUGAAAUUGUCCUAAGGGUAGUAUUUUGUAAUUUUUAAGUUUAUUAAAGUUUAUGUUAAAACUACAGCACUUGGAGUAGAAAUUGAUAAAUCCUUAAUUGUUGAGCAUUAUAAUAUGUAAAAAAAAAUAAAUUUAAAGUUAAAAAUUGUCAUGUAAAUCUAUUAUUUUUGAAGGAAAACAAUAAAACACACAAAUAAUUAAUUUUUUUUAGCGAAAUUCAUUUUUUAUAAUUAUUUACUAUUAUUACAUUUAAAAUUUCUAUUAUAUUUUAAUUAUUAUUUUACAUAUUUUAUUUUAUCAUUCCAUUAAAGUACUUUUUCUUGAAUCACGGUGAUUUUUCUAAUAGUCAGCCACGAUUUGUAAAAGAUAUUAUUUUUCUUUGUUUUUGGUUAGAAUAAAAUUGAAAUCUUCAAUUAGUUUAAUUGCAUUUUCGGCACUAUCAUUUACCACUUUCAAAGCCUGUAAUUUUCUUUUAGCAUCUUGAUAAUCUUCAUUAGUAUUCCAAAACUGAGGAUCUCUAUUAAAUAACUAGUUUUAAUAUCAAAUUGUCUAAACAAUUUACUGAAUUUGGAUAAAUAAAUUCAUUGAUUGUUUGUUUUCUUAACAAAUAUCUUUUAAUCAAUUGCUACAUUGAUUUUGUUAAUGAAAAUAAAAAUAUUUUUAAGCAAUAUAUUGCUUUUGCCAUCCAUCGGUGUAUGAUGAAAGGCACUUAAAGCUCGAAUAGAAUUACCAUAAUAAGAAUUACUGCCGAGAAAUAUAAUUAAUAAGUUUAAUAAUUUGAGGUAAUCUUCUCUUGGUUGAUUUUUGGCUAUUCUUGCAAUACAAUAUUUAAUAUCUUUUAUUGCAUCAUUUAAUUUCAAUUUUACAUAUUUACCCUCAUAGCCUAAUUUUAUAUUCUUAGAUUUAAUUUGAGACCAACUUUUCUGAAAUUUUUUAAAUAAAGGUAUAUUGGUGAUAAUAGAUUGAGCUAUAUUAUACUUCUAAGAAUGAUUUUAAAUAUAUUGUGUCUACAUGGUAAAAAGAGAAGAUCCUUUAAAAGCUUUUGUUCUAAAAGAAUGCACGCUGCUUGCAAUCUUCCCAUAUAUGAAGAUCUCGUAUCACAACAAGUACCCUGAACAUUUUCUAUAAGAUUUAAUUCUACAAAUGUAUUAUAAACUGCUAAAUUUUGGUUUUAACCCAUUUCUGAUUUUAUGCAAGGGACACUUAACAAAAUAUUUAAACUUCCUUUAAAAACUAAAGUUGCACUUUAACUAGUUAAACUUCAUUUUCCUCAUGUUAGAAAAGAGUAUUCGAAUUAACUUGAAUAUUUGAUGGUAGUUUACCAACCACAAUUUGGCUUUCAGCAUAUCCAAUUGAAUAAAUCUGAUCUAUCAUUCUUGUCUCUAUGUCCGGUAAAUAUUUUAAUUAAUAAAUACAACUGUAUAAUGUAUAUAUAAACUUAAACACUAGAAAAACGUUAAAAUAAUAUUGGAUAUACAAAAUAAACUCGACACUGUGUAGUUAAAAGCAAUAAUUGAAGUCGUGAGUUGUAAUGUUCAAAUUAAAUCCAGGAUAAAAUAAAUUUAUUGUUAAUACUAAUCAAAUAUCAACGUAUUUAUAAUUUUAAACGUUAUCAAAAACGAUAAUAUUCUAUUAUUAAAUUUUUGCUCAUUACAUUUUUAUUGACAAAUAUAAUUAACAUAAUUAAUUAUUUAUGUAUACUUUAUUGUUUUUCUUGGAAAAUAACAGAUUUAUAAGAAAAUGUUUAAUUAUAAUUUUUUAGGUAUUGUCAUGCUCUACAAUUAAGGAUCUAUCAACUUUUACUCUAAGUGUUAUAGUUUUAACAUAAAUUUUAAUAAACUAAAAUAUUACAAAAUACUACCCUUUGGACAAUUGUCAACCCCCUUAUGCUGCGUGUUUUAAUUGACUUGUCAUGGCCAAACUUUGUAGACUUUAUUUUUAUAUGCUUCUCAAAAAUAUUGAGGGGCAUCCUGAUAAAAGUAUGAAAUUAUUUUUCCCCUAUAAAUAAGGACUAUUCUAAUAUGUAUCAUAAUGAUAUGCAUGGUGAAAUGCUUGGUGCUAGAAAAAUUUACAGAUAGACCAAAAAAGUGAUGUUUUAUGCUAAACCUGUCUGGUUAAAAUUUGUAUUACUUCUCUGUGCUCUGUUAUAGUCAUAGCACCUCUAUAAGUGCGUCUUGCGUCCCCCUAGGCAUGAUUGUAUAAUUUAUCAAAUAGUAUUAAUUGUAAAAAAUUGCAUUUUAGAACUUUUAUUUAUUGUUUUAUUUCACAGAGAUUGAAUAAAUAUUGUAUGAUUUAAAGAAGAGAUUGAGUAAAAUUAUUUAUUAUGAUACAGGUUUUUUAUAGGUAUGUGUUGUAUCUCACAGAAAAUAUCCUAGAAAAUUAGGGAAUUUUGAAAUUUAACAUCUGUAGCAACCCUAGGUAUAUAAUUGAUGACAAAAUCAAAAUUACAAUCAAUACAAUAUAAUGUAUUGUAGAGUUUUAUGAACUGUUGGUUAAUAUUAAUAUGUUGUUGAUUAACACUUUUUUAGGUUCGGUACAAAUGUAAAAUCGGUCAAUAUAAUGAAGAUACAGUAGCACUUUAUUUGUAUGAACCAAAAACAUGUAAAUACGUAUUAACAAUAGAAUCACCAUCACUCUGUGAACUAAUAAAUGGACCAAUAGAUGAAUAUGGAUUAUUUAAAGUGAAAGAUAAGAAGUCUGAUAAUAUAUUAAAAUAUAAAUUUGAAGACAACACAGAUCCAAAAUUGGAUGACUUUACAGAAAAAAGAACUGUAGAUUCUACAGAAAAAGAAACAGAAAAUGAAGAAAAUAAAAAAUUGUCUAAAAUAGAACUUUAAGAUGUGGUGAACUUGUUUUUUUUUUAUGUAAAUUGUUUUUAAAAAGUUUAUAUACCUAUUAUUAUGUAUUUUAUUUAAUGCAUCUUUGAUACAUAAAAUAAAUUCCCAGUUGUUAAAUGAGUUUUUAAAGUAAUAUAUGUUUUAUAUAUAUAU